GAAUCUGACCUUCAGUUCCUCUUCCUCUGCCUUCUGCUCACCAGCACGAGACACCCAGGCAAAGCAUGCCUCUUUCUUUAUUUUGCCUUGCUGUAGCUCACACUAGCUGCUGCUAUGCAGUCCUGUAGCAUGAUAGCAGGAAUUGUGUUAGGUUAGCUUUUGCUGACUGUCACGCUUCUCUAACGCUCCUCUCUAGUCUGGCUAUUCCUUCUAGGGGAAGGAGGACAUCAGCCUUUCAGCGCUAAGCUUGCUUUCCCCAGAGCAGUCCAAGAAGAAAAGAAGAGACUUGGGUAUCUUCUUACAAACCAGCCCAUCUGCUUGCCAGUGUUUUGCUCUUCCUGCCAGGGAUGACAUUCCAGAUUCAGUUCUGACUCCUCAUUAUGUAAGGCAGUCUAGGUCAAGUAUAGGAGAGAGAAAGAGUCUCUAUUGACCUGAACAGCCUAAUGCUUCAUGGGAGCAUGGAAGUUGGAUUAUGACCUUUUGCUACAUCUACGUAGUACUUCCUUAUGCAAGAGAAUAACUAGUAAUUAAAAUGUGCAGGAUGACAAGAUGGAGCAGCCAGUGCUUGUACCACCAGGUCCGGACAGCUUUCACUACUUCACUAGAGAGUCUCUUGCAGCUAUCGAACAACGCAUUGCUGCAGAAAAAGCCAAGCAGUCCAAACAAGACCAUAAAGACAAUGACGAAAAUGGGCCAAAACCAAGUAGUGACUUGGAGGCUGGCAAAUCACUGCCAUUUAUUUAUGGUGACAUCCCUCCUGGAAUGGUCGCUACUCCCUUGGAAGACCUGGAUCCAUUUUAUGUUAAUACAAAAACUUUUAUAGUAUUGAAUAGAGGGAAGGCAAUUUUCCGAUUCAGUGCCACCCCUGCCCUAUACAUUUUAACUCCUUUCAACCCUCUUAGAAAAAUAGCUAUUAAGAUUUUGGUACAUUCAUUAUUCAGCAUGCUCAUUAUGUGCACUAUUUUGACCAACUGCGUAUUUAUGACCCUAAGUAACCCCCCUGAUUGGACAAAGAAUGUAGAAUAUACAUUCACAGGAAUAUAUACCUUUGAAUCCCUUAUAAAAAUAGUUGCAAGGGGCUUUUGUAUAGAUGGUUUCACUUUCCUCCGAGAUCCUUGGAACUGGCUUGAUUUUACUGUCAUUACAUUUGCAUAUGUGACAGAGUUUGUGGACCUGGGUAAUGUCUCAGCAUUGAGAACAUUCAGAGUUCUCCGGGCAUUGAAAACAAUAUCAGUCAUCCCAGGUCUGAAGACAAUUGUGGGAGCUCUCAUUCAGUCUGUGAAGAAACUAUCCGAUGUGAUGAUUCUGACAGUGUUUUGUCUGAGUGUCUUUGCUCUCAUAGGACUCCAACUGUUCAUGGGCAACUUGAGGCAUAAAUGUUUGUAUUGGAAUCCACCAAAUUCUACAGAUUCUAAUGAUACUGAUCUAUUUAAUACUACAUUUGGAGAAAACGGUACAUUGAAUAAUACUCCAUUUGACUGGGAUGCAUACAUAAAAGAUGAAAAUAAUUUUUAUUUUUUGGAAGGACAAAAUGAUGCUUUGCUUUGUGGUAACAGCUCUGAUGCAGGUCAAUGUCCAGAAGGCUAUUUUUGCAUAAAAGCUGGAAGGAAUCCAAACUACGAUUAUACAAGUUUUGAUACAUUCAGUUGGGCCUUCUUGUCUCUCUUUCGACUGAUGACUCAGGACUUCUGGGAAAAUCUUUAUCAGCUGACUCUACGUGCUGCUGGCAAAACAUACAUGAUCUUUUUUGUCCUGGUGAUUUUCUUGGGUUCUUUCUACCUGAUCAACUUGAUCCUGGCUGUUGUUGCCAUGGCCUAUGAAGAGCAGAAUCAAGCCACCAUGGAAGAAGCUGAGCAGAAAGAGGCAGAGUUCCAGCAGAUGCUGGAACAGCUGAAAAAACAUCAAGAAGCAGUCCAGGCAGCGGCGAUUGCAGCAGCAACUGCAUCUGCAGAAUCUAAAGACCCCAGCACAGGAGGUGGAACGGGGCAACAUUCAGAAAGUUCAUCUGAAACAUCCAAAUUGAGUUCCAAGAGUGCCAAAGAGAGAAGAAAUAGAAGGAAGAAAAGAAAACAAAAAGAACAAUCUGGUGGAGAGGAAAAAGAUGAAGAUGAGUUUCACAGAUCUGAAUCUGAAGAUAGUAUCAGGAGAAAAGGUUGCCGAUUCUCCAUUGAAGGGAAUAGGUUAACAUUAGAACGAAAGCAUUCUUCUCCCCAUCAGUCUUUGCUGAGCAUGCGUGGCUCGCUGUUUUCCCCACGGCGCAACAGCAGAACAAGCCUUUUCAGCUUCAGAGGUAGAGCAAAGGAUAUAGGAUCAGAGAAUGACUUUGCUGAUGAUGAACACAGCACUUUUGAAGAUAAUGAUAGCAGAAGAGAUUCUCUUUUUGUGCCGCGCAGACAUGGUGAACGGCGCAACAGUAACAUUAGUCAGGCCAGUAGGUCAUCCAGGAUGCUGGCAGUGUUUCCAGUGAAUGGGAAGAUGCACAGCACUGUGGAUUGCAAUGGGGUGGUUUCCUUGGUUGGUGGACCAUCUGUUCCUACAUCGCCUGUUGGACAGCUUCUGCCAGAGGUGAUAAUAGAUAAAGCAGCUACUGAUGACAAUGCCACAACAACAGAAACUGAAAUGAAAAAAAGAAGAUCAAGUUCUUUCCAUAUUUCUAUGGACUUUUUGGAAGACCCCACAAUAAGAGAAAGAGGCAUGAGUGUAGCUAGUAUAAUCACAAACACCAUGGAAGAACUUGAAGAGUCACGGCAGAAGUGUCCACCUUGCUGGUACAAAUUUGCUAACAUUUUCUUAAUCUGGGACUGCUGCCCGGGUUGGCUGAAAGUAAAGCAUUUUGUUAACAUCAUAGUGAUGGAUCCAUUUGUUGACCUCGCUAUUACAAUUUGCAUUGUUUUAAAUACAUUGUUCAUGGCAAUGGAACAUUACCCGAUGACAGAAAGAUUUUCGGAAGUCCUUAAUGUUGGAAACUUGGUUUUCACAGGAAUCUUCACAGCAGAGAUGUUUCUUAAACUAGUAGCCAAGGAUCCAUAUUAUUAUUUCCAAGAAGGCUGGAAUAUUUUUGAUGGUUUUAUUGUCACCCUUAGUUUGGUUGAACUUGGCCUAGCAAAUGUGGAAGGACUCUCAGUUCUCCGAUCGUUCAGACUGUUGCGAGUUUUCAAAUUGGCUAAAUCUUGGCCAACCCUAAAUAUGCUGAUCAAAAUUAUUGGCAACUCUGUUGGUGCUUUGGGAAAUCUGACUUUGGUCCUGGCCAUCAUUGUCUUCAUUUUUGCUGUGGUUGGUAUGCAGCUCUUUGGUAAAAGCUACAAGGAAUGUGUGUGCAAGAUUGCAAAAGAUUGUGAACUCCCUCGUUGGCACAUGAAUGACUUUUUCCACUCUUUCUUGAUCGUAUUCCGAGUUCUUUGUGGAGAAUGGAUAGAAACCAUGUGGGACUGUAUGGAGGUUGCAGGUCAAGCCAUGUGCCUUACAGUCUUCAUGAUGGUUAUGGUGAUUGGAAAUUUAGUGGUGCUGAAUCUCUUUUUGGCCUUGCUCUUGAGCUCAUUUAGUGCAGAUAACCUUGCUGCUACAGAUGAUGAUAAUGAAAUGAACAAUCUCCAGAUUGCAAUGGCGAGGAUUGAUAAAGGAGUAGAUUUUAUGAAAAGAAAAACCCACGAAUUCAUCCAGAAAUCCUUUGUUAAAAAGCAAAAAGCUCUAGAUGAAAUCAAACCUCUUGAGGAGCUCCACAAUAAAAACAGCUGCGUCUCUAACCACACAGUGGCAAUUGGCAAAGGUCUUGAUUAUUUUAGAGAUAUAAAUGGAACCACCACCAGUGGCAUAGGCACCGGCAGCAGUGUGGAAAGAUAUGUGGUAGAUGAAAGUGAUUACAUGUCGUUCAUUAACAAUCCAAGUCUGACUGUGACUGUACCCAUUGCUGUUGGAGAAUCUGAUUUUGAAAAUUUAAAUACCGAGGAAUUCAGCAGUGAGUCUGAUUUGGAAGAAAGCAAAGAAAAACUAAAUUCUUUUAGCUCAUCAUCAGAAGGAAGCACAGUUGAUAUUGGGCAACCUGGUGAAGAACAAGCAGUGGUAGAACCUGAGGAGGCUCUUGAACCUGAAGCUUGUUUUACAGAAGGUUGUGUACAAAGGUUCAAGUGUUGUCAAGUUAGUGUAGAAGAUGGAAGAGGAAAGCAAUGGUGGAGUCUCAGAAAAACCUGUUUCCGAAUAGUUGAACACAACUGGUUUGAAACCUUCAUUGUUUUUAUGAUUCUCCUUAGCAGUGGUGCUUUGGCCUUUGAAGACAUAUACAUAGAACAGAGGAAAACCAUCAAGACCAUACUGGAAUAUGCUGACAAAGUCUUCACUUACAUCUUUAUUCUUGAAAUGCUUCUGAAAUGGGUAGCAUAUGGAUAUCAAACAUACUUUACUAAUGCCUGGUGCUGGCUGGAUUUCUUGAUUGUUGAUGUAUCCUUGGUUAGUUUAACAGCAAAUGCGCUGGGUUAUUCAGAACUUGGUGCCAUUAAAUCCCUUAGGACACUGAGAGCAUUGAGACCUUUAAGAGCCUUAUCAAGAUUUGAAGGGAUGAGGGUGGUUGUGAAUGCCCUUCUUGGAGCAAUUCCAUCCAUCAUGAACGUGCUUCUUGUUUGUCUUAUAUUCUGGCUGAUUUUCAGCAUCAUGGGAGUAAACCUGUUUGCUGGCAAAUUCUACCAUUGUGUUAAUACCACAACUGGCGAAAUGUUUAAAAUUGAUGAAGUUGCCAAUAUGUCUGAGUGUGAGAAUCUCAUAAAUGCAAAUGAAACUGCCAGAUGGAAAAAUGUGAAAGUCAACUUUGAUAACGUAGGAUUUGGGUAUCUUUCUUUAUUGCAAGUAGCCACUUUUAAAGGAUGGAUGGAUAUUAUGUAUGCGGCAGUUGAUUCAAGAAAAGUGCGUGAACAGCCUAUAUAUGAAGAUAACCUUUAUAUGUAUAUUUACUUUGUUAUCUUUAUCAUCUUUGGAUCAUUUUUUACCCUGAAUUUAUUUAUUGGUGUCAUCAUAGAUAACUUCAAUCAACAAAAAAAGAAGUUUGGAGGCCAAGACAUCUUUAUGACAGAAGAACAGAAAAAGUACUACAAUGCCAUGAAAAAAUUGGGGUCAAAAAAACCUCAAAAACCCAUACCUAGGCCAGGGAACAAAUAUCAAGGCAUGGUGUUUGAUUUUGUGACCAAACAAGUAUUUGACAUCACUAUUAUGAUUCUUAUCUGCCUUAACAUGAUCACCAUGAUGGUAGAAACAGAUGAUCAAAGUAAACAAACAGAAGAUAUUCUCUACCGCAUUAAUUUUAUAUUUAUUGUCCUUUUCACUGGAGAAUGUGUCCUCAAACUAAUUUCCCUGCGCUAUUAUUAUUUCACAAUUGGAUGGAACAUUUUUGACUUUGUGGUUGUCAUCCUUUCUAUUGUAGGUAUGUUUUUGGCAGAGAUCAUUGAGAAAUAUUUUGUGUCCCCCACCUUGUUCCGAGUAAUUCGACUUGCCAGAAUAGGUCGAAUCCUGCGUCUAAUCAAGGGGGCAAAGGGAAUCCGCACUCUGCUCUUUGCCUUGAUGAUGUCUCUCCCUGCCUUGUUCAACAUUGGUCUCCUCCUUUUCCUGGUCAUGUUCAUCUAUGCUAUAUUUGGAAUGUCCAACUUUGCCUAUGUAAAGAGAGAAGUUGGCAUUGAUGACAUGUUCAACUUUGAAACUUUUGGCAACAGCAUGAUCUGCCUCUUUAUGAUCACCACCUCUGCUGGCUGGGAUGGCCUGCUAGCACCCAUCCUGAACAGCGGGCCUCCAGACUGCGACCCUAAAAAAGAUCACCCAGGAAGUUCUGUCAAAGGAGACUGUGGCAAUCCUUCGGUUGGGAUUUUCUUCUUUGUCAGUUACAUUAUCAUCUCAUUUUUAGUUGUAGUAAACAUGUAUAUUGCUGUCAUUUUGGAGAACUUUGGUGUGGCAACUGAAGAAAGUGCUGAGCCUUUGAGCGAGGAUGAUUUUGAGAUGUUUUAUGAGGUCUGGGAAAAGUUUGACCCAGAUGCUACACAGUUUAUGGAAUUUGAGAAACUUUCAGAGUUUGCAGCUGCUCUGGAGCCUCCUCUUCACUUACCUAAACCAAACAAGGUUCAACUUAUUGCAAUGGACCUGCCCAUGGUAAAUGGUGACAGAAUUCACUGCCUCGAUAUAUUGUUUGCUUUCACCAAACGUGUUCUGGGGGAAAGCGGAGAGAUGGAUGCUCUCCGCAUUCAGAUGGAAGACCGCUUCAUGCAGUCAAAUCCAUCCAAAGCCUCCUAUGAGCCCAUCACAACUACCUUAAAAAGGAAACAAGAGGAGCUAUCGGCUGUCAUCAUCCAACGAGCUUACAGACGUUAUCGUCUGACACAAACAAUAAAGCAAGCUUCAUUUUUAUAUAAUAAAAAUAAAAUCGAAGGAGGGGCUAGCCAACGUAUUAAAGACGAAUUCCUCGUUGACAAAAUAAAUGAAAACUCUUACACAGAUAUGACCAUGUCAACAGCUAUCUGUCCACCAUCCUAUGAUCGUGUAACCAAGCCAGUUGAAGAAAAACAUGAAAAAGAAGGCAAAGAUGUACAAAAGAAAAAAUAAAAAUCUCUUUGAUUGGGUGACUAAUUGUUUACAGCCUGUGUGAGUAAUGUAGUUGUGUCAACAGAACUCCUCCAGGUGGUCUAUGCCAAACAGACAGUUUUUACAAAUGUACUGUAUUCCUAAGGUCAGUGCCUCUAACACGACAGCAACCCCUUAUCAAAAUACAACUGUAAAAUGUAGAAAGAAUGACAGGAGGUUACUGUUUUUAUUACCAGCUGACAGUGCUGAAGAGGAGAGAGAAAUGGCUGAUUAGACUGUAGGGACCAGUAAAAGGAGUUGAGGGGAAAAAAAACUUAACUUUUCUUUGAUGUGUAUGUGUGUGUAUGAAUGUGUGUGUGUGUGUGUGUGUGUUUAAGCAUACAACUCUUAGUACAGUCAAUGUAAUCUACUGUUUGCAUUUCAACUGCCAUAUUUGUCAUCUUUUUACAAAAUCUGGGUUGGUGGAUUCACCCUUUUCUUUGUUUCUAUUCACACAUUGUGACUAUUUUUGUAAAUGGGGUUUAUGUUGGGAAAGGGGGUAAGUAGUAAAUUACCAGUAUGAGGCCCAGGUGUUCUAUGUUAUGACUCUCUUAUAUGCACACCAAAAUGAUUUGCAUGGAGGCAUGCUGCACUUCUCAAUCAUGCAUGGUGGGAAAAGCAUUUGGUUAGGAAAAGCAACAGGUCUUUGACAACUCUGUUAACCCUGAAGGAAUGUUCCAUGUUGAGGUGCUUAACCAACAAUAAACCAAAUGGAUUAUUUUUGCACAGACAAUUAAAUCUCACAAGAACUGGAGUUGGAAAUUACUGGUUUUAUGUCUUGGUUGUUUGUCUUAUUUUGUGUGGCGUCACUUAAAUCAGUGUGACCUCCAACCAUCCUCUCUUCCCCACCAGUCCUGAACAGACCCCCAAUUCCAUUAUAAUAUGUUUACUUGUUUUUCUCCUGCAAUAUUGUUUAGCCAUCUUCAGCUCUCAGCAGGGUUGCCAACAUGUGUGUCUAAUGAAGAGCCCUCUGUUGUGUAAAUAGUCCUUUACUUGUGGUGCACGUUUGAGCAAAUGAAUAAUGAUCCGAGCACAUUAUGUACGUACCACAAUAAGUUUAGUGUGCAAGCUUUCAGCAGGUAAAACGAUGUAUUCUGUACCAUUAUAGGUAGUUUGGAUUCAAUCAAUGCAUGUUUAUAUUGCCUACGCUUCUCUUCUUUAGACUGGCCAGAAUCUUAAAUACAGGGAGCCGAAUGUCAGCGGUAAAGUGAAAAAAAGAGUUCAACAAGACCUCAUUCCCUCCUAUCAUUAAGCAAUAUUGGAGAGAUUUUUUUUUCUUUUGUUUGACAUUUUAACAUUUUAAGUAAACAAACCCAAUGUAUAGCCAAACUGUACAGAGUAUACUGCAAAUGCCUAAACCUAUUGAAAAUAAUGUGGGUAGAAUUUUAUAAGGAAAUAUAAAUAUUGUAAAGAUCAAGUUGUGUUAUUUUUGAGCAUUAUGUACAUAAAAUAAGAAAGAAUUUUAUCUUCAGGUUGAUAUUGCAGCCUUUUAAGUUAGAUUCUUUCCAUAGCACUUUUUUCAUGAAAGAAUAUCAGAAAACAAGAAAUGAAGAAGAGACGGGUAAUUGUAGCUUUCUGCUUUUUAAAUUGUAUUUGCUAAUAUUUUCAAGAUGCAAUAAUUCAAUGAUUUGUGAAAGAAAUAUCCCAAUUUUGCUAGCUUCCAAACAGCUAUUCUUUGCUGUAAGAAAAGGAUAUAAGAUUUGGUUUAAUUUUUUAGCUGUGCCUGCAUCAGAAAAUGUAGCAUUUUUUUCUCAGAAACACAAUGUUUUUCCUGGAAUUAUUUAAUGCUAACUGUAUAUUUAUUUGAUUCCAUGCUUUAGAAUCAUUGCUAAUAUAUCGGUAUUUUUUCACAGAAAAGAAUAUCAAAAUUAUAUAACCAAAUACAUCUGGAAAUUUUAUGUUUCUUAUAUAUGUUAAAUAUAGAUGCUUUCUUUUAAUAAACUAUCAACUUAUUGUAUUGUUGAAUUGCAUGCAGGAAAUGCUACUAAUAUUCUCAGUAAUGUUAUACAUAAUUACCAAUGUGCAAAAAUAAUAAAGAUUACUUUUUUAUUGUAA
Messenger RNA from Crotalus tigris (Tiger rattlesnake), 8646 nucleotides. RefSeq names its product sodium channel protein type 1 subunit alpha. NCBI's taxonomy places the organism in Eukaryota, Metazoa, Chordata, Lepidosauria, Squamata, Viperidae. The transcript is spliced from 27 exons. Gene Ontology annotation, biological process: membrane depolarization during action potential; sodium ion transmembrane transport; neuronal action potential. Gene Ontology annotation, cellular component: plasma membrane; voltage-gated sodium channel complex; axon. Gene Ontology annotation, molecular function: voltage-gated sodium channel activity. Bases 550 to 6573 code for a protein of 2007 amino acids. The record is from RefSeq and is a predicted model, not a curated record.